GCUUCAAAGCUCAAACAGCAAAUGGCUUCGCCUUUGCCUUCAUCUCUCUCUCACUUCUCACUCCUCUCCAAACCCGCCCCGCUCCCACACCAAAACCACCGCCUCCUCCUAGCCCCGACCCGACCCGGAUCUUCCGGGCUCCAAUGCCGCGCCGGAACCGGGUUCUUCAACCGCCUCGGCCGCCUCAUCAAGGAGAAGGCCAAGAGCGACGUCGAGAAGCUCUUCUCCGGCUUCUCCAAGACCCGCGACAACCUCGCCGUCAUCGACGAGCUCCUCCUCUACUGGAACCUCGCCGACACCGAUCGAGUCCUCGACGAGCUCGAAGAGGCUCUGCUGGUAUCGGAUUUCGGGCCGAAGAUCACCAUCAAGAUUGUGGAGAGCUUGAGGGAGGACAUUGUAGCUGGGAAGCUCAAGUCUGGAAGUGAAAUUAAGGAGGCGUUGAAGAAGAAUGUUCUCGAUUUGUUGACUAUAAAAGGGAAAACUGAGCUUCAGCUUGGAUACAGGAAACCGGCUGUGAUUAUGAUUGUUGGGGUUAAUGGAGGUGGGAAGACAACAUCUCUUGGAAAGCUGGCUUAUAGAUUGAAGAAUGAAGGGGCAAAGGUAUUGAUGGCAGCAGGGGAUACUUUUCGAGCUGCUGCCGGUGACCAGCUGGAGAUAUGGGCUGAGAGGACUGGCUGUGAGAUAGUUGUGGCGGAAAAAGAGAAGGCCAAAGCAGCAACAGUUAUUUCUCAGGCUGUGAAGAGAGGGAAAGAACAAGGUUAUGAUAUUGUCUUAUGUGACACCUCCGGACGUCUGCACACUAAUUACAGCUUGAUGGAAGAGUUGAUUGCAUGUAAGAAAGCUGUAGGAAAAGUCAUGCCUGGUUCCCCUAAUGAGAUCCUACAAGUUCUGGAUGGGACCACUGGUUUAAACAUGCUUCCCCAAGCAAGAGAAUUCAAUGAAAUUGUUGGGAUAACUGGUUUGAUUUUGACAAAACUCGAUGGUUCUGCUAGAGGUGGCUGUGUGGUUAGUGUGGUAAAUGAGCUUGGCAUUCCUGUAAAGUUUGUGGGAGUUGGUGAAAGUGUAGAAGACCUACAACCCUUUGAUGCAGAGGCUUUUGUGAAUGCCAUAUUUUCAUAGUCCUAGGGGUGGUGUGUCGUAGUUCCAUUCCCAAUGGAAGAGGUAGUGUAAAAUUAGCAGAAGAAAGAAAUCAGUGUAGGCUGGAGGCACAAUAAGUUACUUAAAAAUGCACCAGGAAACAAAGUGUAAGACUUGCAGCAUACUUAAUGUCCUAGGUGAUUACUGCUGUG
Fragaria vesca subsp. vesca is the source of this 1289-nucleotide messenger RNA. Its product is annotated as cell division protein FtsY homolog, chloroplastic-like. NCBI's taxonomy places the organism in Eukaryota, Viridiplantae, Streptophyta, Magnoliopsida, Rosales, Rosaceae. Gene Ontology annotation, molecular function: GTP binding; GTPase activity; ATP hydrolysis activity. Bases 22 to 1119 code for a protein of 365 amino acids. The transcript is spliced from 11 exons. Gene Ontology annotation, cellular component: membrane. The record is from RefSeq and is a predicted model, not a curated record. Gene Ontology annotation, biological process: SRP-dependent cotranslational protein targeting to membrane.